AUGAGUCUGCUGCAACCAGAGGCGAACGAUGCUGGCGAAGAGGUCCCCGGCGUGUACCGCUCGCUCAACUUCCGCAGUCUGCAGGACCCGUACUCGAACCGCGGCGGUGACACCAUGGUCAGUCGGUACAGUACGCUGCGGGCUGACAACCUCGAGACGAUGCUCAACGGCGGCCUCGAGCGCUUCUACAAGAAGUACAACCACCUGUCGCGCAAGAUCAACCUGCAGCUGCCGACGCCCGAGGUGCGCUUCGAGAACCUGUCCUUCUCGGUGCAGGUUCCGGCUGAAGCUGGCGCUUACGGCACAGUGGGGUCGCACCUGGCCUCCAUCUUCACGCCGUGGCAGAAGGUGCCCAUGACCACCAAGCACGCGCUGCACCCGAUGAGCGGCAUCAUCAAGCCUGGCUCCAUGACGCUGAUCCUGGCCAACCCUGGCGCCGGCAAGUCGACGUUCCUGAAGGCUUUGGCCGGCAAGCUGCAGGACAACAAGCAGACGGAGAUCAGCGGCCAGAUCCUGUACUCGGGUCUUCGUGGCGAGGAGAUUGAUCUCAUCAAGCUCGUGGGUCUGGUCGACCAAACGGACAACCACAUCCCGACGCUGACGGUGCGCGAGACGUUCAAGUUCGCCGACCUGUGCGUCAACGGCCGGCCGGAGGACCAACCGGAGGAGAUGAGAGAGAUCGCUGCGCUGCGCACGGAGCUGUUCCUACAGAUUUUGGGUCUGGAGAGCUGCGCCGAUACGGUGGUGGGCAACGCGCUGCUGCGAGGUGUGAGUGGUGGCGAACGCAAGCGCGUGACUGUGGGUGAGGUGCUGGUCGGUGGCCAGAGCCUGUUCCUGUGUGACGAGAUCUCUACGGGCCUGGACAGCGCUGCUACGUUCGACAUCAUCAAGGCGCUUCGUACCUGGUGCAAGACGCUGGGCGGGUCGGUGAUCGUGGCGCUGCUGCAGCCGACGCCCGAGGUGGUGGAGCAGUUCGACGACAUCCUGAUGGUCAACGAGGGCCACAUGGUGUACCACGGCCCGAGGACGGAGAUCUUGGACUACUUCGAGGAGCGCGGCUUCAGCUGUCCUCCGCGCGUGGAUCCGGCCGACUUCCUGAUCGAGGUCACGUCGGGGCGUGGCCACCGCUACGCGAACGGCAGGGUGGAGAAGCGGGACUUGGCCGUGACGUCGGAGGACUUCAACAACCUCUUCUGCCAGUCCAGCAUUUACAAGAAGACGCACGAGGCCAUCAGCAAGGGUUUCAACGAGCACCAGUUCGAGAACGCGGAGGACUUUCAGAAGGCUAAAAGCGUGGCCAACUUGGCCCGUUCGAAGCAGAAGUCGGAGUUCGGACUUGCGUUCAUUCCGAGCACGCUGCUGCUGCUGAACCGGCAGAAGUUGAUCUGGCUGCGCGAUCCUCCGUUGCUGUGGGGCAAGCUGUUCGAGGCGCUGAUCGUUGGUCUCGUGCUCGGCAUGAUCUACUUCAACGUGAGCUCGACGUACUACCUGCGCAUGAUCUUCUUCAGCAUCGCGCUGUUCCAGCGUCAGGCGUGGCAGCAGAUUACGAUUUCGUUCCAGCUGCGAGGCGUGUUCUACAAGCAGCGUCCUCGCAAUUUCUUCCGGACGAUGUCGUACGCGAUCGCGGAGACCGUGGUGCAGAUUCCGGUGAACCUGUCGGUGUCGUUCAUCCUGGGCACGUUCUUCUACUUCAUGAGCGGGUUGACGCGCACGUUCGAGAAGUACAUCGUGUUCUUCCUGGUGCUCGUGUGCUUCCAGCACGCGAUCGGCGCCUACAUGACGAUGCUGAGCUCGCUGUCUCCGAGUAUCACGGUGGGCCAGGCGCUGGCAGGUAUCUCGGUGAGCUUCUUCUUGCUGUUCUCGGGCAACAUCAUCCUGGCGGACCUGAUCCCGGACUACUGGAUCUGGAUGUACUGGUUCAACCCGCUGGCCUGGGCGCUGCGCAGCAACAUGCUGUCGGAGUUCUCGAGCGACCGCUACUCGCCUGCGCAGAGUCAGAAGUUCCUCGACAGCUUCUCGAUCUCGCAGGGCACGGAGUACGUCUGGUUCGGCAUCGGCAUUCUGUUGGCCUACUACCUGUUCUUCACGACGCUAAACGGUCUGGCACUUCACUUCAUCCGCUACGAGAAGUACAAGGGCGUGAGCGUCAAGGCGAUGACAGACAACUCGAGCGAGGAGGACAACGUGUAUGUGGAGGUGCGCACGCCUGGUGCGGGCGACGUCGUACAGACGAAGGCGCGCGGUGCGGGUCUCCCGUUCACGCCGUCUAACCUGUGCAUCAAGGACCUGGAGUAUUUCGUGACGCUGCCGUCGGGUGAGGAGAAGCAGCUCCUGCGCGGCAUCACGGCGCACUUCGAGCCGGGCCGCAUGGUGGCGCUCAUGGGCGCCACCGGUGCCGGUAAGACGACGCUGAUGGACGUGAUUGCCGGCCGUAAGACUGGCGGACGCAUUGUGGGCGACAUCAUCGUGAACGGUGAGCCGAAGAACCCGGCUAACUUCAGCCGCAUCACGGCUUACUGCGAGCAGAUGGACAUUCACUCGGAGGCCGCGACGAUCUACGAGGCGCUGGUGUUCUCGGCGAACCUUCGCCUGCCGCCGACGUUCUCUGAGGAGGAGCGCAUGAACCUGGUGAACGAGACGUUGGAGUUGCUGGAGUUGUCGCCGAUUGCUGGCGAGAUGGUUGGCCGCUUGUCGGUGGAGCAGAAGAAGCGCGUGACGAUCGGCGUGGAGGUGGUCGCCAACCCGAGCAUUUUGUUCCUUGAUGAACCGACGAGCGGUCUGGAUGCGCGUUCGGCUCUGAUCGUGAUGCGCGGUGUGCAGUCGAUCGCCCGCACGGGCCGUACGGUGCUGUGCACGAUCCACCAGCCCAGCAUUUCGAUCUUCGAGCUGUUUGACGGUCUGCUUCUGCUGCAGAAGGGUGGCUACACGGCGUACUUCGGUGACCUCGGCGUGGACUCGGUCAAGAUGUUGGAGUACUUCGAGUCGAUUCCGGGCACGGAGCAGAUUCGUCCGCAGUACAACCCGGCCACGUACAUGCUGGAGGUGAUCGGCGCUGGUAUCGGUCGCGACGUGAAGGACUACUCAGUGGAGUACAAGAACAGCGAGCUGUGCAGGUCGAACCGCGAGCGUACGCUGGAGCUCGCCAAGGCGUCGGGCGACUUUGUGUGCCACUCGACGCUCAACUACACGCCGAUCGCGACGGGUUUCUGGAACCAGCUCGGACACUUGGCCAAGAAGCAGCAGCUCACGUACUGGCGCAACCCGCAGUACAAUUUCAUGCGCAUGUUCCUCUUCCCGCUGUUCGCCAUCAUCUUCGGCACGACGUUCUACCAGUUGUCGGCGGGCAGCGUGAAGAAGAUCAACUCGCACAUUGGUUUGAUCUACAACAGCAUGGACUUCAUCGGCGUGAUCAACCUCAUGACGGUGCUGGAGGUGACGUGCGCCGAGCGCGCCGUGUUCUACCGCGAGCGGAUGUCGAACUACUACGGCCCGCUGCCGUACAGUCUGUCGCUGUGGUUCGCCGAGGUGCCGUACCUGAUUGUGGUGAUCGUGCUGUUUGUGACGAUCGAGUACUGGCUGGUGGGGUGGAGCUCGAGUCCGGGUGACUACUUCUUCUUCAUGUUUGUGUUCUAUCUGUACACGUCGGCGUGCACGUACGUGGGCCAGUGGAUGUCUGCUUUGAUGCCGAAUGAGAAGGUGGCGAACGUGGCUGUGGGCGCGCUGUCGUGCUUGUUUAACCUGUUCUCGGGGUACCUGCUGCCGCGCACAGCGAUGAAGGCGGGCUACAAGUGGUUCACGUACCUGAUGCCGUCGAGCUACUCUCUUGCGGCGCUGGUGGGCGUGCAGUUCGGCGACAACCAGGACAUCAUUGCCGUGACUUCGGGCAACAUUACGACCAACAUGACGGUGGCGCACUACAUCGAGAAAACGUACGACUUCCGUCCUGAGCGCAAGUACAGCUUCAUGGCUGGUCUGCUGGUGAUUUGGGUCGUGCUGCAGGUGGCCAUCUACCUCACGUUCAAGUACGUGAGCCACCUCAAGAGAUAG
Molecule: messenger RNA, 4047 nt
Organism: Phytophthora sojae
Lineage: Eukaryota; Oomycota; Peronosporomycetes; Peronosporales; Peronosporaceae
Exons: 1
Coding region: 1-4047 (1348 amino acids)
Cellular component (GO): membrane
Molecular function (GO): ATP hydrolysis activity; ATP binding; ABC-type transporter activity
Source: RefSeq, a predicted model, not a curated record